Messenger RNA from Penicillium nucicola, 1467 nucleotides. RefSeq lists its product as uncharacterized. The coding region runs from base 1 to 1467 and encodes 488 amino acids. Gene Ontology annotation, molecular function: oxidoreductase activity. The record is from RefSeq and is a predicted model, not a curated record. NCBI's taxonomy places the organism in Eukaryota, Fungi, Ascomycota, Eurotiomycetes, Eurotiales, Aspergillaceae. The transcript has 5 exons.
AUGGCUUCUUUGGGAGUUGUGGAUUUAUUCAAUGUGAAAGGUAGGGUGGCCGUUGUUACAGGGGGAAGCAGUGGGUUAGGGCUUAUGAUUUGCAAGGGACUGGUGACGAAUGGGGCCAAGGUCUACGUGGUAGCUCUUCCAACCGAUCCAAUAACGGAGAUAGUCGACGCAUUGAACGAGCUGGGGAAAGGAUCUGGAGGUCAUGCAGAAGGCUUCUCUUGUGAUGUUUCGUCAAAGGAAUUCAUCUUUGAAUUUGCUAGGGCAAUCACAAUGAAAGAAAAAACCAUUGAUAUGCUCAUCUCAAACGCAGGCAUUCGCCGCGAUCCCCCCACAGCUUGCAAUGUGCUGACAGCACCACUCACUGAGCUCCAAGCUUCAAUGUGGUCUAUGGACGAGUCUGCUUGGGUCAACACAUUCAAAGUUAACACCACGUCCCACUACUAUCUCAGCAUUGCUUUUCUACCCCUGCUCGCGGCUGCGGCCGAUCAAGAAAUGAGCAAUGGCAUCAAAGGUCGCGAUGAAGGAAGAGGUGUGAUAGUUGUCACCAGUUCCUGUGCAAGUAUGCAUAAUGUCACCAAUGUGGAUUUGACCAGCUAUGCAACAAGCAAAGCUGCGACCGAUCAUCUGGUGAAAUUGCUGGCCGCGAAAUAUAAUCGAUUUUAUGUGCGCGUCAUAGGAAUCAAUCCUGGAUGCUUUCAAGUUGUGCCGAGUAAUAUGAAUCCUGUUGGAGCCGAGGGAAAUAUCUUCAGUUCUUUAUUCGACAAGGUCCCGGCCAAGCGCGCUGGGAGAUCUGAGGACAUUGCCGGUACCAUUUUGUAUCUUGUCAGCAAGGCAGGGUUUUCGGCCCCGCUCCGCUCCGCGGCUCUCUCCGCGCGGAAGAACCCGACUUGCAAACAAAACUUCUUCUCCCAACAAACUGGACCUUUGUCUUUCAUCGCUCUCUACUCCCAUCUGCUCGAUCAAUUCGAAUACAUUGCAUUUGGAACUCCUUGCAUAUUCACAAUGAGCACGCCCGAAGUAGAACAUGUGCGUGGGGUUUGGGCACGAACCAAAAACGACAGUGCCAUCUAUCGACUUCUUCUCUCGGAUGUCGAGAUUGUCAGCGCCACUUGCGGCCAGAUGCAGGCGCGUCUGAACCUCACUCCCGAUCAUGUCAAUUCUCGUGGUACUAUCCAUGGAGCAGUAUCUGCAUCGAUCAUGGAUUGGGCCGGGGGCAUGGCCAUUGCAACCCACGGAUUUGAGAAGACUGGUGCCAGCGUGGAUAUACAUGUUUCAUAUCUAUCUACGGCCCACGCUGGUGAUGUAUUGAACAUUCACGCAGUAGCCGAUCGUGUCGGGAAAUCAAUGGCCUUUACUACCAUCAAGAUUUCCCGGGUUGUCGACGGUGAACUCGGUCCUCUGGUUGCGACUGGCUCUCACACGAAAUUCUUGCCAGUGUCCAAGGAGAAUCGCCAGCCUCCAAGUUAG